Nicotiana tabacum (common tobacco) is the source of this 4426-nucleotide messenger RNA. Its product is annotated as putative E3 ubiquitin-protein ligase LIN-1. Lineage: Eukaryota; Viridiplantae; Streptophyta; Magnoliopsida; Solanales; Solanaceae. Gene Ontology annotation, biological process: protein ubiquitination. The record is from RefSeq and is a predicted model, not a curated record. Gene Ontology annotation, molecular function: ubiquitin-protein transferase activity; protein binding.
CAAAAUUUAUUGUCUCCCGUCAUAAGAAAGCAGAAAAAAGAAAAGAGGAUUAGCAGCUUACAGGAAGGCUCUAGGAAGUCAGGGUAUAAAGAAAGUUGCGAUAUCAGUCAAAAUCUCCAGCCGGCGAGACGGCAAGACAUGUUUUCUCUCACUUGACUUUGAAAAAGAAUGUCUACAUAUUGUAACAUUUGUCAUUUUACAAAGAAAAAUAGCCGUCCCGCAUGUACUUUUCGCGCUAGUUUACCAAAGUCAAAGACUCGUAUUUCCGGUAUCUUCAACUUCAGCCCUCCAAAUUUCAUCAAAAAUGUAAAAAUACCAAAUUUUCAUCCUUCACUGGCCAUCAAUGGCUACCUCCACCCCUUUAGACAACAUCCUCCGCCACACCACCGUGUUCCUGUUGGAUAUCCUUUCGCAAUCUGACCUACGUCUCCGUCUUUUCUCAGUUUUUCUUCAACGAAUUCAAUCCGAUAAGCCCCUCAAUCUUGCAGCUGAAACUAUAGAAAAUGCAGUUUCCACUUCCAACUCUUCCAUCAAAUCUUCCUCUCUCAGACUGGCGGAAAAGAUCCUUCUUUCUUAUUCUGAAAACCCAUUUUCUUCCUUUUUGUUAUCCCUCGUUUACACUCUUCUGCGCAGACCACAUGAUGCUGCUCUUAGUCUUCUUGAUGUGUUUUACACCGACCCUUCAAUUGCAAGAUUGGAAAUUGCACCCCUUGUUUUUGAAGAGCUAUUUCUCAUUCAUUUUAUUCCCAUUCUUCAAUGGUAUAAUGAGCAAAGGUCAAGAAUUAUGUCUUGCAUAUCACUAAACUCGGGUUAUCAUGGCGAUGAUGAGUCAGUGGUGGUUUUAGCAGCUACGAAUUCAUUGUCAGCUAUGAGUGGAGAGCAAGCUUCGGAGUUGAAAGAUUUGGAGAGAGAGUAUGAAGAAAUUCUUGAUGAGAAUUGUAGGGUUUUCGCUCAAUAUUUCAAGGAGAUUUUGCGUAAUAAAGAUGAGUGCAAGUUCACGGAUCCGCCAUCCGUAAUAGUACAACGGAAUGAAAAGAGUGAAUGCUAUUUUGUGUUUAGCAAAGAUGAGGAGAUGACCAAUGAAGAAUUCGGACUGAAAAAUGGACGGUAUUAUAAUCCAAUAUGGGCAGAUUCUGCCGAAGGAGACAAGUCGUUCAAAUUCAAUAUGUGUAGCAAGAAUUUGUCCAAGUUUCCAUCAUUUUAUCCCGAGAGAGUUUCUCUGAAAGUUUUUACAAACCAAAGAUCAUCAUCAAAAACAAAGCCUUUCGGCAAUUCCAAUUUUGAUUCUGUACCUAAGUCUUGUUCAGAUGAAAAUUCCAAUGAUCCUUAUUCCACAGAAUCUGAAGCCAAAAAUGAGGACAUGAACAAAAGAAUGGCAUUGCUCAACACAAGGCAGAGGCAAAACUUAAACGAAAAGCAGCCUAUUUUGGGAGAAUCAAGCUGCCAUCCAGAUCCUUUGAUGGAAAACUAUGAUAAUAUGCAAUCCAGUGGAAAAAAUACACCUCCAAAGGAUUUUGUAUGUCCUAUAACUACUCAUGUAAUUGAAGAUCCAGUGACUCUUGAGACUGGUCAGACAUAUGAAAGAAAGGCAAUUCAAGAAUGGUUGGAAAGAGGAAACUCCACUUGCCCAAUCACACGGCAUAAGCUACAUAGUACUCAACUACCAAAAACAAAUUACGUGCUCAAGCGCCUCAUAGCAAGCUGGCAGGAGAAGGACCAGAAUUCAGCUCUUGUUCAAACGAAACUGAUUGCACCGACUGAAUAUGAACCAGUGAAGAACAAGCCUGGAACCAUCAGUGAGCUUCGUCGUGCAAUAACAAGCCUCUGCACAUCAGAGAUUUUGAGAGAGUCUGAAAUGGCAGUGCUCCAAAUUGAGCAGUUCUGGAGAGAAGUUCAGAUGGUUGAUAUUCAGACAAUGCUCUCAAAACCUCCAGUUAUCAAUGGUUUUGUAGAGAUCCUUUUCAAUUCUGUUGAUCCCCAUGUUCUGAUGGCGACAGUAUUUCUCCUUUCUGAGCUGGGCUCAAGAGAUAAUGGUGUCAUCCAAACACUUACCAGAGUUGACACUGAUGUAGAAUGCAUUAUUGGUCUUUUCCAGAAGGGGUUACUGGAAGCUGUUGUUUUGAUCUAUCUUUUGAUUCCAUUGAUUGGGAAUCUUACAGACAUGGAAUUGUUGGAUUCUCUUUUGAAAGUUCUCAUGAGUAGGGAGGAAGACUUGGUUAACAUGUUCAUGAAGCCCAAAGCUGCUUCAGUGCUACUUCUGAGACAUAUACUUAGAAACACAGACGAUAAAGGAGCUCCCAAAAUUGCUAAGAGGUUGACUUCAGCAAAAGUAGUUGAGGCCAUUGCAGGCAGCUUGGAAGCUGAACUAGAGGAAGAACGACUAUCAGCUGUCGUUAUACUGUUGAGAUGCAUGCAAUUGGAUGGAAGAUGCAGGAAUAUUAUAGCCGACAAAGUAGAACUAACUCACCUGUUAGAGAGCUUCAUUGGAGCAAACGAUGCAGAUAGGUUUGAGAUUGUCCAAUUCCUAUCUGAACUAGUCAAGUUAAACAGGAGGACACUUAAUGAGCAAGUGUUGCACAUAAUUAAGAAUGAAGGUAGCUAUAGCUCAAUGCACAGCCUCCUCAUAUAUCUUCAGACAGCUCUCCCUGAUCAGUGUCCUGUUGUGGCUGGCCUACUUCUCCAACUUGAUCUGCUUGCAGAACCAAGGAAAAUGAGCAUCUACAGAGAGGAAGCUGUAGAUGUCCUAAUUAUGUGUCUCAGAAAUUCGGAUUGUCCUGCCUCUCAAAUAGCUGCUGCUGAGACAAUUUUAGCACUCGAGGGAAGGUUUUCCUAUUCUGGGAAGCCUCUUAUCAGGGAACUUCUACUUAAACGUGCAGGACUUGAUGGGACAGAUAACAAUGUGGCACAAAAUAAAAUUAGAUAUCCAUCUAAUGAUAGUCAAGAAACAACGGAAGAAGAGAAAGCUGCUGAGAACUGGGAGAGGAAAAUGGCAUUUUCUCUGGUCAGCUAUGAAUUUGGAUUACUAUUUGAGGCUUUAGCAGAGGGCAUGAAGAGUAAAUCAGCAGAUUUAUUUUCUGCAUGUUUUGUGUCUUCUACUUGGCUGGUAUACAUGCUGACCGCUCUUCCAGACACUGGAAUUAGAGGAGCAGCAAGAGUAUGCUUUCUCAAGCAGUUUGUAUCAAUAUUUAAGUCUUCCAGAGACACAGAGAAUAAGGCACUUAGCUUGCUUGCACUGAGGAGCUUUAUCCGUGAGCCUGAAGGACUAAAUGAUCUUACAAACCAUGUCAAGGAUAUACUCAAAGGCUUGAGAGAGCUAAAGAAAUCAUCCACCAUUGCUGUUGAAAUGCUAAACCUUUUCUCAGAAGAGCGUGAAUCAAGUGCAGAUAUGUGGAAUCAUAAAGAAAUUGUACAAGAGGAUUGCAGUGCUAACGGUGAAGUCAAUUCAAUUGUGUUCUUCAGAAAUAUAGUUUUUUCCAGUCAUACAGAUGGAUCUAUAAAGGUGUGGAAAGUAAAAGCUAAAAGUUUACACCUCAUUCAAGAGAUCCGAGAACAUCUCAAAGCGGUGACAAGCCUGGUAGUUGUACACUCAGCAGAAAAAUUGUACAGUGGUUCACUUGAUAGGACUGUGAGGGUGUGGUUAAUCCAGGAUGAAGGAAUAGAAUGUGAAGAAGUUCAUGAAAUGAAGGAUCAUGUCAAUAACCUACUGGUUGCAAAUAGCUUGUCAUGCUUCCUUCCUCAAGGAAGUGGAAUUAAGGUGCAUUCAUGGAAUGGAGCAACUAAACUAGUAAAUCAACAGAAGUAUGCAAAAUGCUUGACUCUUGUUAAAGGAAAACUGUAUUGCGGAUGUCUUGAUAACAGCAUACAGGAAGUUGAUUUGCCAACUGGAACAAUUAAUUCAAUUCAAAGCGGCUCAAGAAAAUUAUUAGGGAAAUCAAGUCCAAUUUAUGCCAUACAAGUUAAUGAGGGACUACUAUAUUCAGCUGGUACAUCCAUGGACGGAGGAGCUGUGAAGAUAUGGAAUACAGAAAAUUACAGUAUGGUUGGAUCAUUGCCAUCUACAUUAGAAAUUCGUGCAAUGGCUGUCAGUUCAGAGCUUGUCUAUCUAGGGGGGAAAGGUGGAAUUUUGGAAGUCUGGUGUAAAAAGAAACAUAAUAGAGUGGAAGCACUACAAACUGGUAUAAAUGGUAAACUUCUUUGUAUGGCUCUUGAUGUUAAUGAAGAAACUUUGGUUAUUGGAACAUCUGAUGGCAGAAUUCAGGUUUGGGGGCUGAGUUGAAUAGAUUGUGUAAUAGCUGGUUUUAGAGCUGAGAUUGACAUUCUUUUUAAGAAAUAAGCAAUGCAAAUGUCCAUAUCAACAAUAUUAAAUUACUAAAAUUUGUACAUAGUUGAAUUUGUUACAUCAAUAAACUGUUGACCUUGAUCUUAA